AUGAGAUCGAAAAGGAAAUACGACUCUUCAUCCCGUCAAAAGCAACGCCGCGAGGCCGAGGUAGACGAGAAGCUCCGUUCGCUCAACAUCUCGCUAUGUCAAUACCUCCAGUGGUACUUCAACCCAGACACGACAGCCCUUCAGGUCUUGACGCAUCGCCCAAAGCUUUUCAACGGUCACUGGGCCAGCUUCGAACACGUGCUCAAUCUGAUCGUAGAAGUCGGCCGACAAAGUAGCAGCAAAGGACGAGAUCGCAUCAACACGUAG
Molecule: messenger RNA, 267 nt
Organism: Microbotryum saponariae
Lineage: Eukaryota; Fungi; Basidiomycota; Microbotryomycetes; Microbotryales; Microbotryaceae
Source: the annotation of a GenBank genome assembly